CGACUGUGUAUAACUGGAUAACUCGCUUUCUAGUACUAUUAUGCAGAAGUCCUCAGUAGGCGCAGAAGCUUUGAUUCAUUCCGCAUCCGCAGUCGGCUGUCAGCGCAGGACCACGCUACGAGCCUUCUGGUUUCAUCUCCUGCAAAACUUGCUACACAAGGCAAGUGCACCGCCAGUGGAACGAUAUCAACGUUCGCAUGCCCUCGACAGUUAUCCGAAAGGUAGGGAAAGACCGCGUAGCUCUAGGAUCUUCGCCCGAUCGAUGGCUGUGAAUGCGUCAUGCACCCCGAUUGGCGCCUUCGUCUUCUUUCGCAGUCCACUUGUCCACCACCAAAUGUGUGGAUGGAGAGUAAUGACUUGAGAGGUGGACCGGAGCCGUCCUUCCAGGUCCCAAGCACUAUGUUGGUUAUCCAGUUAUUUGAUACGAUUUCCAAGGACAGACCAAAUAUACCCAGAUAAACUGCUCAUAGGUAUACGACCUAAAGCCGAUCGCGCUGGUGGC
Molecule: messenger RNA, 502 nt
Organism: Dacryopinax primogenitus
Lineage: Eukaryota; Fungi; Basidiomycota; Dacrymycetes; Dacrymycetales; Dacrymycetaceae
Exons: 2
Coding region: 280-459 (59 amino acids)
Source: RefSeq, a predicted model, not a curated record